UAAACGUGGGUACACACUAUAUAUAACGUGAAUAAGAAAAGAAAAUCACUAUUUGUCGCCGUUCUAAUAGUUAGUUCAUUUUCAAAAUAAAAAGCGUGUAAUAAGAACGAAAAGAUAUGCUAAGUCGGACAGCACAAAAUGAGAAUUAAAACAAACCGAUGGAAGAUGUAAAAAAAGCAUAUUACAUUUUCUUACAUUUUGCAUCUCUUGUAAGCUGAUCUAGAACAGUGAACGAACAUAAAACAACGACGAGUUUGUAUAUUGAUAGAAUGCAAAACGAUUGAAAAAGGAGAUAUACGACUAUCUUGUACUGUAGAAAGUAAAAAUUACGAACACACUGAUGUCGGUCAUAUCAUAUUAAAUAUUCAUUAGAAUUCUAUUUGAACAAAUAUACACUCGUUACUUUAACAUCUUUUAUUUGUUUCUUUUUUAUAUGGCAAAAACUUUUCCAAUGUAUUCAUCAUCGACUGUCCUCGUUAAUAUUUUAAAAAUAAUGUAUUUCUUUAUUAGUUUGUUGUCUAGACAAACGCAUAUGAUAGUUUGUGAAAUAUAUCCAUUCCAUACUUCGAAUGGAAUUGUUUAUGGAUGCCCUAGUUUCAGUCAUCGUGAUAUACAUCUUACAUUUGAUGAUGGACCAAGCAAUGUUACUUCUCAUUUACUUGACACAUUAAAAUAUUACAACAUUAAAGCAACAUUUUUCAUUAUUGGUGUUAAGGCUCUAAAGUAUCCAGACAUAGUGAAAAAAAUCAAAAAUGAAGGUCACACAAUUGGUUCACACACAUUAUCACACAAAAAUUUAACUUUUUUGGAAUCCAUUGGCAACUAUUCUGAGAUAGAACGUGAAAUUUUAGAAAAUGAACAAGUUUUGAAAAAUAUCACUGGUGUUCGUCCAUGGCUAUUUCGACCACCUUAUGGUGCCAUCACAUUGAAUAUUAAAAAAUAUUUAAAUCAUCACAACUAUACUGUUGUUAUGUGGAAUGGAGGCAAUGUGGAUUGGUUUUAUAAGGAUAUGAAUAAACAAACAGAAAUGUUAUUAAUGGGUAUGGCAGAUGCAGGUGGAAUCGUUUGUUUUCAUGAUAGAGUUCCUGAUACAUCUAAAAAUAUUUCAAUAUUCAUUAAAGCAUUUAUGGAUGAACAACAUAAAUUUAUAUCAUCGGAAGAAUGUUUAGCUGAGAAUAUGUAA
Molecule: messenger RNA, 1183 nt
Organism: Didymodactylos carnosus
Lineage: Eukaryota; Metazoa; Rotifera; Eurotatoria; Philodinida; Philodinidae
Source: the annotation of a GenBank genome assembly